GUUUAAAUACUUUUUUACAGUUCCCUGUUUUAGUUUUUUUUAUAACAAAUCUCCAAUAUUUUUUCUGCAGGUUGAUGUAUACUAAAUAAUAACAAUCAUUGUUUAUAAAAACACCGGAAAUAAAAAUAAAAAAAUGAAUUGGAUAAAAUGGACAAUAAUAAAUUCUCGCAAUAUAUUUUAUUUAAAUAAUAUAAAUAUGUCUAUCAGAUAUUAUGCAAGACAUAAAUGUAUCAAUAAUUACAAUAAUAAUGUUUUAUUUACAUGUAAAGAUUUAAUUACUGGAGCAGGCGCGUACAUAAACAAUGUAAACAAAAGACUAUUUUUUGUUUCACGUGUCCUGGACAAGGGAAAAGAAAAAGGUGACAAGAAAAAAAAAGUUGAUAAAGCUCAGCACAUUGAUCUACUUGAAGCAAAACAGAUAAUAAAUGUUGACAAGUACACGUCGCAGUUGGAUUACGCGCUCGAGGACAUGAAAAAUAAUUUCAUAAAACAUCUUACCCUGAGAUCGGCUGCUGGAUCCAUCGAUCAUGUCCAAGUUACUUUUGAAGGAGAAGAAUAUUUGCUACAAGACCUCACGCAAAUUGCGCAUAAGCCCAAGAUGGUUGUAUUGAAUGUGACAACUUUUCCACAGGCGAUUCCGAACAUUUUGGAGGCUUUAAGUAAGAGCGGGUUGAAUUUAAAUCCGCAGCAGGAUGGAACAACUUUAUUUAUACCUAUUCCGAAAGUCACCAAAGAACACCGGGAGGGUUUAGCUAAAAAUGCUAAGGCAUUAUUCAUAAAAUGCCGGGAUAAUAUCAAAGAUGUAAGAAAUAAAGAAGUUAAAAAUCUUAAAAAAGUUUCAUCGGUUAAUGAAGAUCAAAUUAGAAGAGUACAGAGUCAGCUGGAGGCACUUUGUGAUAAAUAUAUCAAACAGGCUGAGAGUAUGCUUGAUACUAAACAGAAAGAACUUUUAAAAACUGAUUAAGUUUUAUUUUUAUUUUUAUUGUUGAAAUAGUAAUUAAAUAAAUUCAUUAUUUGUAUUAUUAACUUUUAAGUAAUUCUGUAAAUAAAUGAUUUUUUUUUCUAUUUAAUAUCCGAUUAAAUUAUCUUAAAGAUGCCAACAAUACGAUGAUUAAUUUGGAUUU
Messenger RNA from Microplitis mediator, 1124 nucleotides. It is a transcript of the gene mRRF1, whose product is annotated as ribosome-recycling factor, mitochondrial. Gene Ontology annotation, cellular component: mitochondrion. The transcript is spliced from 3 exons. Lineage: Eukaryota; Metazoa; Arthropoda; Insecta; Hymenoptera; Braconidae. The record is from RefSeq and is a predicted model, not a curated record. Gene Ontology annotation, biological process: translation. Gene Ontology annotation, molecular function: ribosomal large subunit binding. The coding region runs from base 134 to 964 and encodes 276 amino acids.